UAAAAAAUUUCAAUUCGCUUCAAAAAUAUAUUACAAAUAUAACAGCCAAUUUAAUCAAAUCAAAUUCGCCACAAAAAUCGCAAACAAAGUUUACAAAAUUCGUUUACUCAAUCCCAUAACACAAAACAAGCUACAACUAAUUCAAAUAUAUAACUGUUAAAUCUAUCAGAGAGAGAGAGAGAAAGAAAAAGAGAUAGAGAAGUACACGCGUGUGUUUAAAUACUGGAAAAUACAGAUAAGAUAAAUUAUUGUAAACACUAAGCCAUACACACAUUAUAGAAGGCUAACCACACGAAAAUACAUUAAAAUCAAUAAGUAACCAGUACAGAGAGACAGUUCAAGUGAAAACCCGAAACGAUACUUUCAAAAAGUGCUUAAAAGUAAUCAAAAGAAUUAUUCAAGAGAUAAAAAUUAUAAGAAACAAACUUAGACAAAUAAACAACGGUCAUUUUCUGAGGAAGAUAUACGAAAAGCUUCCAGCAGAAUCGGUGAAAAUCGUUUACAAUUUUUUCUCGCAAAGGCGCCACGUCCAAGAGCAAAUCGUUCCAUAUGGUUCAUAUUAUUGAAUUGGUCGGCCAGCCGAAGGUUGAGUUUGCUCAACAAGUUACUGUAAGUUGCCAUCAUCCAUUAAUACCACCAGCCAUCAAAUUAAUGAACCGUGCUUUACAGCUGAAGCCAGCUGAAAAUGAAAGUCGCAGCGAGCAUUUAGAUCGCAAGCUGUUCGUUGGCAUGCUCAGCAAACAACAGACCGAAGACGAUGUUAGACAAAUCUUCCAUCCCUUCGGCACUAUAGAGGAGUGCACCAUACUUCGUGGGCCGGACGGUGCUAGCAAAGGCUGCGCUUUCGUCAAAUUUGGUUCGCAGCAGGAGGCUCAGUCAGCAAUAACCAACCUACACGGAAGUCAAACUAUGCCGGGCGCAUCCUCCAGCCUGGUCGUCAAAUACGCCGACACGGAGAAGGAGCGACAAAUAAGGCGCAUGCAGCAAAUGGCCGGUCACAUGAACCUGCUGAAUCCGUUCGUCUUUAAUCAGUUCAGUCCGUACGGCGCCUACGCCCAGCAACAGCAACAGGCCGCCCUGAUGGCCGCCGCUGCCACGGCACCCGGUUCCGCAGCCGCCUACAUGAACCCCAUGGCGGCCCUGGCAACGCAGAUACCUCAUGGCCUAAACGGCACCGGUCAGCCCCCCUCGCUGCCCUCGCCGACCAUGCCCAACUUCAAUAUGGGCGCCAACACGCCCAACGGACAGCCCGGCGGAGCGGCCGCCGCUGCUGCUGCGGCGGCUGCCGCGGACGGCGUCUUCACGAACGGCAUUCCACAAACGGCAUUCCCAGGACAUCCGCUGCACUUGACUAUACCGCCACAAGGUUUGCCAAACGGCGAUGCUGCUACCCUGCAACAUGCCUUCCCUGGUCUGCCACCGUUUCCAGGAGUUGCCUUUCCCGCCGUCUAUGGACAGUUUCCACAAGCUUUACCACCUCCCCUAGCGGCGGUUGCACCCACUCAGCGUGAAGAUUUUCUGAUGUUCCCAGGAUGUUCGAUAUCCGGUCCCGAGGGCUGCAAUCUCUUCAUCUACCAUUUGCCCCAAGAGUUUGGCGACGCCGAGUUAAUGCAAAUGUUCCUGCCCUUUGGCAAUGUGAUCAGCUCCAAGGUCUUCAUUGAUCGUGCUACGAACCAGAGCAAAUGUUUCGGAUUUGUUUCAUUCGAUAAUCCCGCCAGCGCUCAAGCGGCCAUUCAGGCCAUGAAUGGCUUCCAGAUUGGCAUGAAAAGACUGAAAGUUCAAUUGAAGCGGCCAAAGGAUGCCAGUCGACCCUAUUAACAAUCGGAGUUCCUUAAACGCAAUUCACAACAACCAACUGGAGCAACUACAUCAGCAACAGCCGCUUUGCCAACAACUACCGCAUUUUCAGCAGCCACGCCCACAUCGGCAGUAACCUCCGUAUCAGCAACAUUGACCACAACGGCCCACUAUAAUAACCUUGGCAGCAGCUUUAGGCCAACCUUAUCUUUGCCCACUGAACGCUCCAACCACAAUGCCCACAUACCCUACACAUUUGCCAGCUGGCGCAGUGGCACAUACUGCUAUCACAGCAACAACAACAACAACAACAAUAAUAAUAACGAAAACUGCAGCGACAACAACAACAACAGCAACAGGAACGUACCCGAGUCCCAAUCCCAAAGCGAUCCAUCAUCCAACACCAAUUGCUCCAAAGUUGAACUGGUCGAGAGACUAUUCAUGUGGCAACAGCAAAAGCGAAAGGCCUAAAUGCAACAUCAAACACGACAGCAAACCAUAACAACUGCAGCUACAAUAAGGAGCAACUAUUGAUGGGAUGGUCGUCAACCAUGCUAUGUGAAAACGAUUAUAGAAAUGAAACAUGCAAAGCGUAUGUAAAAAAAAAAAUAAAAAAUAGUAAACAAGAAAAAUGUAAAUUAAAAAAAGAAAACACCUUAGAGCUGAAAAAUUGAAUAGAUUUAUAUAUAUAAUAUAUUUAUAUAUAUUUAUCCGAUUAUACAUUCAACUGAAUGCAGUACAGCAGUACACACAAAAUAAUAAGAGAAACCCAACAAAAAAGAAACCACAAACAAAAUUAUAAAUUGAGAAAUGCAGAAGAAUGACAGAAUUUUUGCCAAAAUAUCGAUUUAAUAAAAGUAUAUAUUUAUAGAAGCAAGAAACAAACAUUGAUAUUGAUAGUUUUGUUAACAACUAAAGAACAAGAACAUUGCACACCACUACACACCCACACUGAACACAAAACUUGAGACAAAAACUGACUGGCAAGAGACCAAAAUUAUCUGGGUUUUCAAAUAAAAAUAACAAAAAAAAAAAAA
Messenger RNA from Drosophila erecta, 2834 nucleotides. It is a transcript of the gene bru3, whose product is annotated as CUGBP Elav-like family member 4. Gene Ontology annotation, cellular component: cytoplasm; ribonucleoprotein complex; nucleus. The coding region runs from base 550 to 1818 and encodes 422 amino acids. The record is from RefSeq and is a predicted model, not a curated record. Lineage: Eukaryota; Metazoa; Arthropoda; Insecta; Diptera; Drosophilidae. Gene Ontology annotation, molecular function: mRNA binding. Gene Ontology annotation, biological process: regulation of alternative mRNA splicing, via spliceosome; mRNA splice site recognition. The transcript is spliced from 13 exons.